AUGAAGUCCUUGAAGACCCUCUUCCUCCUGGCCAUGGUAAUGGCUUUGAGCAUUUCUGUGUUAGCAAUAUCUCCUGGAAACGAAGAACCAAAAAAAGUGAAAAAUCGACUCCUUUCUGAGAGAGUUGUGAUGACAUGUGACAAGUACCCAAAUGUAUGCCACAUAAAAGGCAGUGUAGGAUCUGAUUGCUGCAUGAAAAAAUGUGUGAACUUGUGGAGUGAUGGAUCCAACUGCGGGAAAUGUGGAAGGAAAUGCAGGUAUGGAAAGAUAUGCUGCGAAGGUAAGUGCGUGAAUCCAAAGAGUAACGAGAAGCAUUGUGGGAAAUGUGGCAACAAGUGCAAUGGUGAGAGUUCAUGCGUCUAUGGAAUGUGCAGCUAUGCGUAA
This is a messenger RNA of Sphenostylis stenocarpa, 384 nucleotides long. The record is from the annotation of a GenBank genome assembly. Lineage: Eukaryota; Viridiplantae; Streptophyta; Magnoliopsida; Fabales; Fabaceae.